Branchiostoma floridae (Florida lancelet) is the source of this 2862-nucleotide messenger RNA. RefSeq names its product homeobox protein Nkx-2.5-like. Lineage: Eukaryota; Metazoa; Chordata; Leptocardii; Amphioxiformes; Branchiostomatidae. The transcript has 3 exons. The record is from RefSeq and is a predicted model, not a curated record. Gene Ontology annotation, biological process: regulation of transcription by RNA polymerase II; cell differentiation. The coding region runs from base 676 to 1665 and encodes 329 amino acids. Gene Ontology annotation, molecular function: RNA polymerase II cis-regulatory region sequence-specific DNA binding; DNA-binding transcription factor activity, RNA polymerase II-specific. Gene Ontology annotation, cellular component: nucleus.
CUCCAUCGAAAUAACUGCUGCUAAGGUAAACGACAUUAAACCGAAUAUCCCGCCCCAGAAAGCCCGCAAAUGCAUUUUUGAUCUAACGUUGUCUGGUUCCGCUUGUUCGCUGGAGUCCUCGGCUCAAAACAUUUUGGUUUCGAAUUGCUUUUAAGUCCCGGAGUGGACUGUUUUAUCUGAUGGUAGGACUGCGGCUUGGGAUAUCGAAUAGGCGCGCUCCAGACGACCCUACCUGAGUUGUGUGCCGGCUCGACGCCACCCCUUCUCCCCUGUCCUCCUCCCCCUCCCCCAAACCGUCUCACCACCACCCAGACGCCAGGACUACUUACCACUUGGUGGAUAAGAGCCCCGCGUCUGAGCAGGAAAAACGUGCCAGGUUCUUUGGAUAACCAAACAGGCGAGGCGACAAUUGGACGAUAAUGAAGUCCUCUACAGCCCACUCUACAGCCCUAUUGACUACGAGGGGAUUUGCUCAAGCUGAUGUUCAUCAGUGUACUUAAACAAUAUUAAUCCCUGUCUUCUCUACUCUAGCAGCUUAUCGUAGAGAGAGACAAGUCAGUGUGGGUGUGGGAAGAUCUUCCCGGUGCGUGAUAUACAGCCAGACUGGACGGACAGGAUCGGGCUAUCUGGCCGGGUGGAAGUGACAAGAACAAGGCUGCCUUUUAGCGGUGAUUUAUGAUGUGGAACUCUGUGGACACUCCGCAGGUCUACCGCUCCCGUGACACGACCCGAGACAACAGCGACGCGCACGCGGGCCUGGCGCCACCGCGGACAAGCCACCCAGAACAACAAGGCCGUUUACCUUCCUUCAGCCACAUGAUGCUCCCAAGCCCAGUCAACUCCACGCCUUUCUCCGUGAAAGACAUCCUCAACCUAGCGGACACCGGCUUCGACGACUCGGAGUCGGGAGGCCUACCGUCCCCAGAGGAGACCAUGCUCGCCACGGUACAACAGAACCACGUCCGCUGUGAGCAACUGACGAUCGGGUCUACCACCACACUCCACGGAGUCUGCGGAAGUACGGCUGCCAUGCUUACGUCCACACAGAAACAGUGCAUGCAAGCCGGCAACAUAGACAGACCAUGUAACAUGGGACUUUUAAAGAAGGACGACCGAAAGGACGACUCCGAUGACGAACCACCGAAGAUUCCUCCACAGGCCCAGCGGCAAAGACAGCGGCGGAAGCCGAGGGUUUUGUUCUCGCAGGCGCAGGUGUUCGAGCUCGAGCGGAGGUUCAAGCAGCAGCGCUACCUGUCCGCACCUGAGCGGGAACAGCUGGCGCAGAUGCUCAAACUGACUUCGACGCAGGUGAAAAUCUGGUUUCAGAACCGCCGGUACAAGUGUAAACGCCAGCGGACGGACAAGACCCUAGAGUUGACGCACCCACCGCCCCGCCGCGUGGCCGUACCGGUGUUGGUACGAGACGGCAAGCCCUGCCAGAUGACGCCGCCGCCGUACAGCGCGCCGUACAACGUCAGCGUCAAUCCGUACGGCUAUAACAUGAACGUACACGGGACUUAUAGCUCCUACAACUUCAACUCUGGAUACAGUACAAACUAUACUACUUACAACGCGACCGUACCGCCCGUACAGACUGUUACUACCAUGCAGCCGCCGCCUUACAGCCUUCAACCUGGCGUUCAUCAAGGGAUCCGAGCAUGGUAACUGUCAAACACCCAACCUCAGAUCCCACCACUGUUGCAACCCGUAUUACUGAGGGAUCCACCUCUGAACACCUCGGACUCCUUACAAAAACUCGCUAGAGGACAUUGACUGACAGAGAAUGUUGUUUCGCGUUGCUGCUGAGGAAAGUUGUCGCAGAAAAAGUCGUCUGAGUUUCGUGAGAGGGAAAAUCGUCUGUGAACUCGAGAGAACUGAACUCGUAAGUGCCAAAAGGGGCCAUCAUGAUCAUAAUAUCGUAUGUAAGGUUUAACCCCAAGUUCAUAUUUUCUGGCGUACUGUAUGUACUUUGCUAUUUAUGUCAUACUUAAAGUUACAACAUAUUAUUUGCUACGGCUUAGGGUCCACAGUAGAUUUCAGGGACUUAUUGUGUAUAUAAUUUUGCAGCGACAUGACACAGUACCGAAAGCAGGGUUGUUUCUGAAACGGUUAAAGAAGAUUAAGAACUGCUUUUCCUACUUCCGCUGUACAAACUCCUUUGUGGAUUUUCCCGCCAGAUUUAGACAAGCUGACCCAUCAGUCUGUCACUAAAUCUGAGAUAAAACACCUCACAGACUGUCUCAAAAAGAUGUUACAACACAUUUUCCGGCAACCUCCCUCAAAAGUUUGGAAUCUCCACAAAUUUUUACAGCUUUAGGGGCUUGUUCGAGGCUUAUUAUGUAUCACACGUUUCAGAAACGUCCCUAUUUACUUGUCUAAACGAAUGUGGAUAGAUAAAAACCUUCUGUGCGGUUGUACUAGAGUAACUGAGCUCCAGUCCUUAUAGAGAGGAGAGAUAUACAGUGUGAAGAUGGUAGGUGAGCAAGGCCAGGCUCUCCCCGAACCCGCCCGACGGACAUAAAACACAUGCCUUAAGAGGAAAGCUCUUGAGACACUGUGUUCAAACUUUCCUUUCGUUCACGGACGGCUCUACAACCCCCUCGUCAAGAUAAGGCUCCGUUAGUGACGACAAACUGACAGGAGAAUCAGACGAUAGUUUCUUUGUUUUCUCAAAUCUGACAGGAAACCCUAGUCACGAACUGCGUACUUGUCGGUUUUGUUCCUAAUACGAAAAAAAGGCUGUAAAGUUUUUACUUUUUAUGUACAGGAGAGUUGAGUUAUAAAAGUGGCAGUCUAGUGACGUUAUUUAAGAAAUGCAGUAAUGCUAUGUAGGAAAUAAAGAGAUUUUCUCGUUCUAAGCCA